Dibothriocephalus latus is the source of this 309-nucleotide messenger RNA. Lineage: Eukaryota; Metazoa; Platyhelminthes; Cestoda; Diphyllobothriidea; Diphyllobothriidae. The record is from the annotation of a GenBank genome assembly.
CCAGAAUUUGAUCAAGUUAAGGUGUACCGUGCGAGGCUGAAGACUACUUCGUCACCACGGUCGGCUGAUCGGGAUAAGAGUCAGGGCAAGACAACCUACCGAAAAAUCUCCACCGGCGCACUAUCGUCCGGCUACUCAUCGGCAACCAUGUUGACGGACAACGCGCUGGAACUCACGGUGACGGGGCAGAACCAUGAAGAGUAUAUAACUGAUAAGUCGGUUUAUAUUAAGAGAAAACCCAAGGAUGAGCCUGCAAGACUGGUAUACACUAAGGACCCCUCACUUGCACCCCCACUCAAACGUUAUUGA